CAACAGAUGCAUUUUCAGGAGAUUUGCGUUAGGAGACUCGGAUCGGGCUUUGAAAUUACUUGCAUGUCAUGGGAUCCGACGUCCUCCGACGCAGGUGCGCGGAUAGCAAUCGGAACGAGGGACAAAAUAGUUCAGGUCCUUGUCCUCAACACAAAUUCGCAACUGCAGGCUGUGUUUUCAGUGCGACUAGACAACACAGUACCUAAGUCUGUCGCAUUUGCAGACGACCGAGGUGUCUAUGCAUUUGGACUGUACGAUGGUAAUUUCAUCAAGUUGAAUGGCGACGACGGCACGGUGGUGAAGGAGUAUACCUGUAAAUCAGUGAUCGGUCACGCAGCCGUCAAUCAGAAGAGAGGCGUGUUCGUGGUCGACAACGCAGCAGACGGUUUUACGCUGUACCGACUUGACGGCAACGAGGAGCCAGUUCGAACAUUCGUAACUGCUCCUCCGAGUGUGUCAGUACCCAAACAGGUGGCAUUCGGAGCAGAAGGAAGAUUGAUUGUAGGAGGAAGCGACAAUGGAUCAGUGUAUGUAUUUGAAAGGAAGACAGGCAAGCUACUUGACACUCUUCGCCACUCCAAUGGAGGCCUGGUGCAGACCAUCGCU
Messenger RNA from Suillus discolor, 606 nucleotides. RefSeq lists its product as uncharacterized. The transcript is spliced from 2 exons. Lineage: Eukaryota; Fungi; Basidiomycota; Agaricomycetes; Boletales; Suillaceae. The annotation marks the transcript as partial. Gene Ontology annotation, molecular function: protein binding. The record is from RefSeq and is a predicted model, not a curated record.